GCCGCCGCCGCGGGGAUGAACCGGAUCCCGUCCGUCUCGCUGCGGGCCGACGCGGCGCCGGACCCCGACCCGGCGGCGCUGGCGCGGUGGGCGCGGGCGUUCUGCGUCAUCCGCUUCGACCUGGAGCGCGGGCAGCUGGUGGAGGCCUGCUACCCGCCGGACGCGCUGGCGCACGGCGGCCUCGACCGCCUCGUCGCCUUCUCCUCCUUCCCGGACUCCAUGUCCCACCACCUCCCGCGCCACCGCUCCUCCGUCCACGACUCGCUCUUCUCCUUCCGCCUCCCAGACCCCUCCCCUCCCGCUUCCCGCCUCCCCUUCCUCUACGGCUUCGUCUUCAACCGCCAGCGCCAGGACGAGCGCCUCCCGCGCGGCGGCGAGCAGAAGUCCGUCGUCAUACUCUCGCACGCGCCCUACUCCUCCCUCUUCCGUCUCCUCCUACAGAUCCUCGGCCCGCUCUGCUUCGACAUCGGCCACGCCGCGCUCACCAUGGUCGCCUCGCACGUCGCCGCCUGGCCGCCGCCGGCGCCCGGGUGCCCCAUGGAGCUCCCCAUCGGCAGCGCCGCGCUAAGGGUGCACCUCCCGCCCGCGGCCGACGACCCUGGCCCGCCGCCCGCUCUGCUGCCGGCCAACCCCUCCGUUCCCUACGGGCUCUUCCACGACGCCGACCUCUUCGCCGCGUUCCGUGGCUUGCUCCUCCACCUCUGGACGCUAUGGGAGCUCAUGGUGGUCGGUGAACCCAUACUGGUUGUCGCGCCGUCACCACCCCAAUGCUCGGAGGCCGUGGCUGGCCUUGUUAGCCUCGUCGCUCCAAUCUUGUACAGCGUGGACUUCCGGCCGUACUUCACUAUCCAUGACCCGGACUUCGCUCGCCUGAACGCGCUCGCGGAAGGCGAGGUGUUCCCACCCAUGGUGCUCGGCGUGACCAACCUGUUCUUCUUGAAGAGUCUUAAGAGUAUUCCGAAUGUGGUCUCCGUGGGAAGCCCGAACCCGAAUUCUACUAGGGUGCUCCCGGCAGGCGGGCAGACGCCAGCGUCCGCGAACGGAUCCAACGGGACACCUGUGAAGCUCAAGCUCGACAAGCUUGCAAUCAAUAAGUUCUCUCCCACCGGCCUGUUGAAUUCCAUCAAGUUGAGACGAGAAGGCCCUCUUUCCCUUAUGACGGAGCACAGGGAGGCGCUGUGGAGCACGUAUGUGCCAACCACAAAGCCCGACACAUCUGUUCUCAAUAGGCUCAUUGAUGCCGGUGUGUCACCGAGAAUCGAGGAGUCCAUGUCGGUCGUCAACAACGAGAUAUUGCGGCGCCAUUUCUUGGAGCUAACGACCAACUUCCUCGCGCCUUUUGGGCCGUAUCUGAGAACUACCACACCGCUGGAAGGGAGUUCUCCCUUUGUUGAUCCACCGCUACUUCCACCAUUUCAUGCGGAUGAGUUUGUCAAUGGUUUGGCUGCUAGAGGUCCAGGGAAGUUUUUGUCUAAAAGGAUGAGGUCCAAUUGGCUGAAUCUAUAUAGGAAAUUCUUGGAAGGGCCUAAUUUCAUGCCUUGGUUCCGACAAAGACGUUCUGCUGCAGAGAAAGAUCAACAGAGGCUCUGGAGGCAAGCUCGCUUGAAUGUUGACAUUGAGAAGUUAAUGUCAAAGAUGUCUGAGUUGGAGAGGAUUGAUUCUUUUAAUGUUAUUGAGCGGUAUCUUCUCAGAGAGAUGGAGAAUUCUGGGACAGGUACCUCUGAAUCAAUAGCAGCAUGUCAGAUAUUGAAGACAAACCUCCAAGCAGCAUUCAGUGUCCUCCCAAAGGACAUGCAGCAGCUGCUGCUCUCCAACCCUAAAAGAUCUGUGCUUCUUCAAGUCAGCCAUGAAGAAGCCCCAGAGCUCGGUGACAUUGUCUCCCAGACAAGUUUGUAGCAGUUUUUAUUUGUAACAUUACUAUUCAGAUUCUUUGAACCACAGUCCAAAAUUCACACUUUUUUUAUACAUGGGCCUGAUGGGAUUGUCUCAAAUUUUAUCCACAUAGUCCAAACUAGGCACGUUUUUCUAUACAUUGCUGCUGAAACUCAAAAAUAUUCAGAUUUGCUUUGUGUC
Messenger RNA from Lolium rigidum, 2073 nucleotides. Its product is annotated as protein DENND6B. The record is from RefSeq and is a predicted model, not a curated record. Bases 16 to 1896 code for a protein of 626 amino acids. The transcript is spliced from 3 exons. Gene Ontology annotation, molecular function: guanyl-nucleotide exchange factor activity. NCBI's taxonomy places the organism in Eukaryota, Viridiplantae, Streptophyta, Magnoliopsida, Poales, Poaceae. Gene Ontology annotation, cellular component: recycling endosome.